This is a messenger RNA of Lodderomyces orthopsilosis Co 90-125, 1320 nucleotides long. RefSeq names its product Fth2p (gene FTH2). NCBI's taxonomy places the organism in Eukaryota, Fungi, Ascomycota, Pichiomycetes, Serinales, Debaryomycetaceae. The transcript has a single exon. Gene Ontology annotation, molecular function: ferrous iron transmembrane transporter activity. Gene Ontology annotation, cellular component: fungal-type vacuole membrane; high-affinity iron permease complex; plasma membrane. Gene Ontology annotation, biological process: iron ion transmembrane transport. Bases 1 to 1320 code for a protein of 439 amino acids. The record is from RefSeq and is a predicted model, not a curated record.
AUGUUCGAAAUUGAGGAUUAUUUCUCAAUACAGAUCUUCUUUAUUAUCCUUAGGGAAACUUUGGAAUCUGCAAUCAUCAUUUCGGUGUUACUUUCAUUCAUAAAUCAGCGAUCUCACAAGUCCGAUGCGAAUUCAACGCCUAGUAAAUCCAACACUCAUUUACAACAAGUACAAAGGAAAUUGAAAAUCCAAGUAUGGAUAGGGGCACUUUUGGGAUUAGUGAUUUGUUUCCUUAUUGGACUAAUUUUUAUUUUAGCAUUUUACUUUGUUGGUAAAGAUUAUUGGGCUUAUACCGAACGUGUUUGGGAAGGUGUUUUUUCAAUCUUAUCAAGUAUAAUUAUCACAGUGAUGGGUAUCGGAUUACUACGUAUAAACAAAGUCAUGAAAUUGAAAUGGUGGAUCAAGUUGGGUGAUGCUUACAAUAAUGAAGGUGACGAGGAAGGUGAAGAGGAGAUUGCAAAAUUGGGAGAUGACGAUGUCCUUCCUGAUGAGUUUAGUGAACAUGACGUCAAUGAUAGAGUGAAUAGCUACGGGGAAAACAGAUCAAGUUCAGAAUCAGAAAGUGCACCAUUAACUGCAUCAAGUCAGGUACCAGUUACUUCCAAGAAAUCACCAGCUAAGAGAAGACAAAAAUUCGGUAAGAAGUACUUUUUGGCGAUCUUGCCAUUAGUGACUACAUUGAGGGAGGGUUUGGAGGCGGUGGUAUUUGUUGGUGGUAUCGGUGUGAGCUCACCACCAUCAUCAUUCCCAUUGUCAAUAGCUUGCGGACUUACGCUCGGAGCAUUAGUGGGCUAUACCUUAUACAAAGGAGGCAAUAAAUUAUCUCUUCAAUAUUUCCUAAUUACAUCCACGUGUUUUCUUUACAUUGUCAGUGCGGGGUUAAUGAGUCGUGGUGUUUGGUUUCUUGAGCUAGAGUCAUUUGUUCGUAAAUGCGGUGGGUUGGAUGUUAGUGAGACAGGGAGCGGACCUGGUUCAUACGACAUUGCCAAAAGCGUAUGGCAUGUUAAUUGUUGCAAUGGGUUAACUGAUGGUGGAUGGAUGGUGCUCAAUGCCAUUUUCGGGUGGACAAAUUCAGCAACAUAUGGUAGUGUGACAACAUAUUUCGCCUAUUGGUUUUUUGUCAUCAUUUGGUUGAAUAUUAAACUAUAUGAAGAAAGAGAAGGUGUGUUGCCCUUGGUUCCAAUCAAAUGGCAAUUGAAGCGAAUUAGAAAAAAGAUUAGAUUAUACGAGUUGAGGAAUAGCCAAAGCUUGCAUACGAUAGAACAAUCGCAACAAGAGGAAGGGGUCGUGGAAGCAGAGCAACAAGGUUUAUUGGAAUAG